This is a messenger RNA of Paecilomyces variotii, 1188 nucleotides long. RefSeq names its product sucrase/ferredoxin domain protein. Bases 104 to 982 code for a protein of 292 amino acids. The transcript is spliced from 2 exons. The record is from RefSeq and is a predicted model, not a curated record. NCBI's taxonomy places the organism in Eukaryota, Fungi, Ascomycota, Eurotiomycetes, Eurotiales, Thermoascaceae.
AGCAGGCAGUAGAAUAUAAGAAAGUGUAGAAGUGUAGAAACUGGCCAAACUUCAUGUCUACAUCCUCAACAAAAGAAGAGUCCACUCUUGAAGUCCGUAUGCGAUGUUCAAAUCGCUCCUCGCGUUCGCCGGCCGUGCUGACGACGGGUCAGACUAUGUAUUCCCGACAGUGAACCCGAAGGAAGAUGGACCGGAUUGCACGAAAGAUUGCGCUGACUGCACUGUUCGAUACCCAUCAAGAUUCAAAGUAGAGACCAGUCGUCAGCUAUAUGGCCACAUCAAACCAUUCACCACGCAUCUUCUGGUGGCUACUGGCAAGGACGACUGGGCGGAGAAAGUCGAGCGGGAGCGAGGAAGUUUGAUGGAGGCACUCCACGACAGCUCUGCAACAGAUAAAUUGCGAGUCAUGAUAUCAGCAGCGAAUAUCCCCGUGGAUGGAGAUGACAGUAACGCAGAGAAAGGCAGCACUGUUUUGGUUCUACCAUCUUUCACUCUUGUCAACUCCGUGACAAGUAAUGAUAUUCCGGAGCUGAUCGACCGCUUCGUCGCGCCUAAUAGUAAAGAGGGAGGAGACAGCGCAGUUGAAAAGCCCGGACGGCUCGCUUCACGCCCCUGCCCGCAUGAUUAUGUUGUUCUUCUCUGCUCGCACCGAAGACGAGAUGCCCGCUGCGGUAUCUCUGCGCCGUUAAUCAAGAAGGAACUGGAAAGACAUCUCCGGCCACUAGGUUUAUACCGCGACGCGGACGAUGAGCGUCCCGGAGGUGUUGGAAUCUACUAUGUUUCCCACGUGGGAGGCCACAAAUUCGCAGCCAAUGUUCUCGUCUACAGAAAACAAGAUCAGCAGAUGAUCUGGCUGGCCAGAAUUCGACCGGAGCAUUGCGAAGGCAUCGUCAAGUACACGAUUCUGAAAGGGAAAGUCGUGCAUCCAGAAUCGCAGCUGCGGGGAGGAUUUGACAGGACGCGGGGAUUGACGAGUUGGUGAUUCCGUGGCGUGUAUUUCUUCUGUUCUUGCAUCGUGGUGUUCACAUAUUCUGUUAAGAAGUCUAAGUACAGUGUUAUUACUGGGCAGUUUGACAAUGCUCAGUGUGCUUAAGCCACACUAGCUACAACAUGGAUACAUUAUUGAAUUGGUCUUCCAGUUGUCAAUGGUUCUUUGCUCCACAGUCCAUGGAACUACUCUACUCUGGU